Molecule: messenger RNA, 1501 nt
Organism: Hordeum vulgare subsp. vulgare (domesticated barley)
Lineage: Eukaryota; Viridiplantae; Streptophyta; Magnoliopsida; Poales; Poaceae
Product: chaperone protein dnaJ 10-like
Exons: 9
Coding region: 193-1206 (337 amino acids)
Source: RefSeq, a predicted model, not a curated record
AUUAACUCUGAGAAAACCGGCCAGUCCCUCCUCGGCCUUUCCGAUUCUUGAUUGCCCUACCUCUCCCCGAUGAGAUAAACCGAUCCCGGUAAUGGUAUCCGCGCCAUCCGCCCCUCCCAUUCGAUCAUCAGGUUGGCGUUCGUCCAGCUGUAGCUGCAGUACGAUCCAGGAAGCGGAGGAGAGGGAGCUGCGAUGGUGAAGGACACCGCGUACUACGACACCUUGGGGGUCAGCACCGACGCCUCCGCCGCCGAGAUCAAGAAGGCGUAUUACCUCAAGGCCAAGCUGGUUCAUCCGGAUAAGAAUCCCGGGAACCCUGAUGCGGCGAGGAAGUUUCAGGAAUUAGGUGAGGCCUAUCAAGUCCUAAGUGAUCCUGCGAAAAGGGAUUCUUAUGAUAAGCGUGGAAAAGAAGGUCUAUCCCAGGAUAACAUGAUUGACCCGACUACUGUCUUUGGGAUGCUUUUUGGGAGCGACUAUUUUGAAGAUUAUGUUGGUCAGCUUGCACUGGCAUCCGUGGCUUCGGUGGAGAUCGAGGAAGAUGCGGACACUCCGGAGGCAAGGGCAAGGGCUCAAGAGAAAAUAAAGGCCUUGCAAACGGAAAGAGAGCAGAAACUUAUUCUGAGCCUUACAAAUCGAAUUCAACCAUACGUCGAUGGAAAACACAAGGAAUUUGGUGAUUGGGCAAGUGCAGAAGCUGAACGCUUGUCUCAAGCUGCUUUUGGUGAGGCUAUGCUUCACACCAUUGGCUACAUAUAUGUUCGACAAGCAGCAAGAGAACUUGGAAAAAGUAAAAUGUAUAUGGGCGUGCCAUUCAUUGCUGAGUGGGUAAGAGACAAGGGCCACCAUGUAAAGUCACAGGUUAAUGCAGCUGCAGGUGCAAUUGCCCUGAUACAAUUGCAAGAGGGGAUGAAAAAGAUUGAGGAUGGUGACAACAAGGAAGAGCAGCUACUGAAGAGUAUUGAGGAGAAAAAGGAUGCCAUGCUCAAUUCUUUGUGGAAAAUUAAUGUUGUUGACAUUGAGUCAACGCUAUGGCGUGUCUGUCGAGCAAUUUUUCACGUUAUCGUGGUACUUCUUUUUCUAGUUUUUGAGAGAGAAUACUGUCUCCAAAGAUGUUCUGACGUCGCGAGCAAAAGGAUUGAAAAAGCUGGGGACAAUAUUCCAAGGCGCGAAAUCACCCUACCAUCGCGAGAACAGCUUGCGUGUUGAAUCUCGCACGGUGGAAGAGACGCCGUCGCACUGAUCGGGAUGUAUCCUGUGCCACCAGCGACAUCCCACGGCUGAGCUUUUCUUCAGGGGAUCGUCUAGAGUCCAUGGUGGUUCUUUCUUGUGAUCUGUAUAAACUCGAGGCAUCAUUCAGGACAUCUUGCUGUGGUAGUACUAUUUGUUGCCCUGCAACAUGUUGAUAUCGAUGUUCUUGGAAAAAUCAUGUCGAUAUCGAUUAAAGGGUAAUAAUAUUUCAGGCACCGUCUAUAUUUCAGAAUAUCAGCAAGUUUAGCGGUAA